AUGUAUAGAACAAUAAUAAGAAAUAUAAAUACUAGUAAAAUUAAAAUAUCUCUACCGAAGAAGCCUUUAGAAGUACAUCGAGAGCCAGCUAAACAGUUCGCUAUCAAUCCAUUUGGUUACCAUAGCGAUCAGCUCAGCUCAGAUCUACUAAGGAAUGUUGUAACAACGAUUAACAAUCAUCCAGAUGCACUGGUUUUAACAAAGGUUGGCGGCUUUUAUGAAGCAUAUUACGAUCACGCGUUGGAACUCUCAAAGUUAUUAUCUUUCAGCUUAGGUGACAAAUCAUACAAUAAAACACGCUUUCCAAUGUCCGGUUUCCCUGCAUACCAACUACAAAAGCAUCUCAGGACGCUAGUCGUCGAUCAUUCUCUCUUUGUCGCGAUAAACGAUCAAUUUUUCAAUCACACAACUGGCACAUUCGACAGGAGAGUAACCAGGGUCGUUACACCAGGUACACUGCUUGAUGAAUCUUCACUUAAUCCAAACACUCACAAUUUCAUCCUCUCAGUCAUCUAUCAGGAGCCUACUCAACAAGUCGCUCUAUCUUGGUCCGAUAUCUCAACUGGUGAUUCUUAUGCUGAGACUUGCAAACCGGCGGAUUUGAAGAGCUACCUAGCACGUCUGUCACCCUCAGAGAUAGUCUUAGAUAUACAAUUAACACCAUCACAAUCAUCCACUUUGCAACGUUUGAUGGGUAGCCAUGAUGCUACUGUCACUUACGCACCGAUGCAAGAAUCAAAAGCCAAACGUUCAAAGGAAUAUACCCCACUCGAAAAUGCAGCUAUAUCACUAUUACAAUCACGCAUUAAAACGUCUUUGAUAGAAAACACACCCGAGAUCUCACCAAUGAGAGACCUUGCAGCCAACAAACUUAUACUAGAUGCUCAAACUAUCAAAGGUCUCGAAUUGAAGUCUACGAUAAGGGAUAACAGAGCAGCAGGUAGUCUCUUAAAGGCUGUGAGAAGGACCUGCACACAGCAUGGUCAUAGAAUGCUCGAACGCUGGCUCUGUGAACCUUCGUCUGAGAUAUCAAAGAUCAGAUCACGUCAUGAUUGCGUCGACUUGUUCAAAUCUCGCUUCCAAUUACGGAGGGAUCUCAGAGGGUUCCUGAAAGAUAUCGAAGAUGGUCCGCGUCUCCUUCAAAGGAUCGUACUUGCGUCGUCUUUCAAGCCUUCACUUUUGCUUUCAGUGAAGAGGGUGAUUGAGAAGUCACAAGAGGUCGUAAACCGUAUCCAAUAUGAGCAUAAGUAUGAAGGCUUACACGCAAAAUCUACAGAAUGGAGCUCUUUGUUAGAGUUAACGAAAACACUCAAGCCUCUGAUAAAAUUCGCCAAUAAAGUCGACCAGGUCAUUAUAGAAGACGCAUUAAGAGCUAAAGAUACUGACGAACUUGAAAAUGAGGGCGAAGCCGAGCCGGAAGAAACUAAGCGGUCAAAUAGUUCAGAUAUCUAUAAUGAUGAUUUUAAGAGGUCAAUAACACCACGAUAUAGUCCCAGAAUUGCCCAGCUCAAUAAGAAGCUCGACAAGCUGUACAAAAGUAGGGAUGAGCUUGCCAAGAUGGUUAGAAAUGACUUCAAGGUUACAGAUUCGUCUCAGGUGUUACUCAGGUCGAAUCAGAAACUUGGCCAUUACAUAACUGCACGGAAAAAUGGUAAUAAAGAUAUACCCAGCGCCUAUCAAGUUGUAGCAUCUCAGAAAUCGACCGCUUCGUAUUCGCAUCCUCAGUGGACGUCAAUCAAGUCAGCUAUCAUAGAUACAUCAGAAGAACUAGAGAAGGCCGAAAGAGAGGCGCUUACGUCGCUCAAAGAUGAAUUGUCUGCACAAAGUGAGGCUUUCAAGCAUAACAAUAACCUUAUAUCCCAAUUAGAUGUAUUACUCUCAUUCGCUGAGUUGGCUGAGGAGAAGAGGUGGACGCGUCCUCAUAUGACAACUGAUCGCACGCUUGAUAUCAAAACUGGUCGCCAUCCUUCUGUGGAGAUCGCCCUCCAGGAUUCUCUCAAUAGUUUCACGCCAAAUGAUACUUAUAUGGACGAUAAGGCUUACAUCAAUGCCAUAUUUGGUCCUAACAUGGGUGGUAAAUCUACUUAUCUACGCCAGAAUGCUAUAAUUGUCGUGCUUGCCCAAGCUGGCUCAUUUGUGCCUGCAGAUAAGGCAGUCGUGGGUGUGGUCGAUAGGGUUUUUUCACGUAUUGGCGCGAGUGACGACCUUAGCGGGGGAAGGUCGACAUUCAUGGUUGAAAUGACAGAAGCUGCAGAGAUUUUGUCAACAUCCACGCCACGCUCACUCGUAAUAAUGGAUGAAAUCGGCCGUGGUACGACAUCUGUGGAUGGUCUUUCAUUAGCAUAUGCUAUGCUCAUCCAUCUUGCUACUGAAAACAAGAGCCGGACGCUCUUUGCUACCCACUUCCAUGAGUUGGAUGACAUGCUCGACGGUCAGAACCUACCUGUGAGAUUCCUCAGCACAGAUCUUGACGCUGGUCCAGACGGCUUCGCGUUCACUUACACUAUGCGCGAAGGCGUUUGUAAAGACAGCCAUGGUCUUAUCGUCGCGAAGCUGGCUGGUGUGCCAGACUCUUGUAUAGCGCACGCGGAAGAGGCAUCACAGAAGAUUAAAAAUAGAUAG
Messenger RNA from Wallemia mellicola CBS 633.66, 2622 nucleotides. RefSeq lists its product as hypothetical. Gene Ontology annotation, cellular component: nucleus. The record is from RefSeq and is a predicted model, not a curated record. Gene Ontology annotation, biological process: mismatch repair. Bases 1 to 2622 code for a protein of 873 amino acids. Gene Ontology annotation, molecular function: ATP binding; mismatched DNA binding; ATP-dependent DNA damage sensor activity. The transcript has 4 exons. Lineage: Eukaryota; Fungi; Basidiomycota; Wallemiomycetes; Wallemiales; Wallemiaceae.